Molecule: messenger RNA, 674 nt
Organism: Betta splendens (Siamese fighting fish)
Lineage: Eukaryota; Metazoa; Chordata; Actinopteri; Anabantiformes; Osphronemidae
Gene: magoh
Product: mago homolog, exon junction complex subunit
Exons: 5
Coding region: 112-555 (147 amino acids)
Biological process (GO): RNA splicing
Cellular component (GO): catalytic step 2 spliceosome; exon-exon junction complex; nucleus
Source: RefSeq, a predicted model, not a curated record
AGAUUUACAACCCUACACGCAUGCGCCUAGGUAGCGAGGCUUGAACUGUUCUUGUUAGAGUAGUGUUGUCUCGGAAAGCGUACGGAAAGUAUUACUUUCUAGAGAGUAAAUAUGUCAACAAGUGACUUCUAUUUGAGAUAUUAUGUUGGACACAAGGGAAAGUUUGGACACGAGUUCCUCGAGUUUGAAUUCAGACCUGACGGUAAACUGAGGUAUGCAAACAACAGCAACUACAAGAAUGACGUCAUGAUCAGAAAAGAGGCGUACGUUCACAAAAGUGUGAUGGAGGAGCUAAAGAGGAUCAUUGAUGACAGUGAAAUCACUAAAGAAGAUGAUGCGCUGUGGCCGCCUCCUGACAGAGUUGGCAGACAGGAACUGGAAAUCGUCAUUGGAGAUGAGCACAUAUCAUUCACAACUUCCAAAAUUGGCUCCUUGAUUGAUGUCAACCAGUCAAAGGAUCCUGAAGGUCUUCGUGUGUUCUACUACUUGGUGCAGGAUCUGAAAUGUCUUGUAUUCAGUCUCAUUGGUCUACACUUCAAGAUCAAGCCCAUCUAAACUGGGAGUUAUGCUAAUUUUAAACGCUUUAGCUAAUGUGUCUGUUUUGAGCUACCACAUUUGUACAUUUGCUUUUGAUGGAUUUUUUUGUAUUUUAAAUAAAGGGUAGGAUACCAGUA